Molecule: messenger RNA, 1539 nt
Organism: Penicillium vulpinum
Lineage: Eukaryota; Fungi; Ascomycota; Eurotiomycetes; Eurotiales; Aspergillaceae
Product: RING-H2 finger protein
Exons: 4
Coding region: 1-1539 (512 amino acids)
Source: RefSeq, a predicted model, not a curated record
AUGGGGCUGUUUCUUUUCUUCCUCUUGUUCUUCUCAGUCCAAGCAGAUGUAGUAUCGUUGCCAUCAAAUACUACCGUUCAAAGUCCACCCGCGGAUUUCCUUAUUCGGGGAAGCACUCUGACUGGCCAGAAGCUUUUCCCCCUAACCAAGUCGCUGAUUCAGUCGACCACUGCCCAACUUAAGUCUUUCAAUUUCUCUGGCUUUGUCACUCAGGUCAAUCCAAGCAAUUCCCUUGACUUGAAACCAUACCAAAUCGCUUGUAUAUCUUGCGACGAGGACGAGUAUACCGGAAAUAUCCGAGUUGACGAGACAAUUGAAUACGUCACCUCUUCUCAAUCCGCUGCUGCCAUUCUGCUAUACAGCAAAACAGCUAUCGGCUGCAAUUUUACAUCCGAUGAACAGACCGCUGAACACUUUCCCAAUAUCUUCACUUUCGCAAGCCCAUCCGGCUAUUCGGCAUUGCUCCGUGCUUUCGAUCAACCAGCAAUUAUCAGCAUCAUCUCAAUGUCGUUACUCUCAUCUCCUGCCAAUGGCAACACCGACACAGGUGACAGUCCAAAUACUGCCAUGAUCAUCCUGUACAGUAUCACGGGCAUCAUCACCGCACUGUUCCUAGGAAUCAUUAUCACAGGUGCAGUCCGGGCUCAUCGUCAUCCAGAGCGAUACGGCCCUCGCCGGAUUGCCGGCCGGGUCCGACAAAGCCGAGCUCGAGGUAUAGCUCGAGCCAUGUUAGAUACCAUACCAGUGGUCAAGUUUGGUGAUGACAAAAACGAUGACGUGGAUGCCGCCAAAAGAGACGUCGAAAUGACCAUGGGUACUGAGGAUGCCAGCCAUGAGCGCCCUGCGCCCCAGGCUGACAAAAACAUCACCGAGGUACCGACGCCUCGUGAAUCUGAAAUGCCAAUGCCAACCCCAGACGAUCAUGAGCGCCCCACCCCCACAGCCCCCGAAGCCAAGACCGAGAUGCCCGAUGCAGGGAACUUCUCGUGUCCGAUUUGUACAGAUGACUUUAUCAAGGGCCAAGAUCUACGUGUACUGCCCUGUAACCACCAAUUCCACAUGGAAUGCAUUGAUCCAUGGUUGAUGAAUGUGUCCGGCACCUGUCCCCUUUGCCGCAUCGACCUCAAUCCACCGCAAGCCGAAAACCCAGAGGGAACCGAAGAAAAUGCCGACCAACCACACCUAGAAGGCGCAGCAAUCCUGACAACGGAAGAUGCCCGGCAGCAAGCCCGUCAGCAAGCCCGGCACACGCAUCGCCGUCUCACCAACUACCUGCACGGACCCCUCAACGCCCGACGAAUGCGCGACGCCACCGUUGAGGAACGCAUCGCCGCACUGCGACGCGUGCGCGAGGCAAACCAAGGCGAUUCCGCGCCCGAAGAGGUAGCACGGCGUGGCCUGACCACCCGGCUACGCGAUCGCUUCCGCAUCCGAACACACGCUCACGGAGUCGAGACUGAGACUUCCCCUGAUGCCGAUAAUGCUCCGUCUUCCCCGGCGCCUCCAGCGGCCGCCCAUCUCACGCCGUCUACUGCAUGA